AUGAAGGGUCUUGAUGGAGAGAUCAAGAAGAAGGAGACGAUCUUGAAAGGUCACAGAAUAGACCUCAAGAGGAGAUCCGAGUUGGCAAAGGAAAUUAGCAAAAUAAAAUCGGAAAAUAGAGCGAAUCGCAUUAAAAAUCCAAUAGUAUCGCUAAAUAAAAUCUUCAAAAAGUCCAAACAGCGCCUUUUGGACAUUAAAAGGACCAAGUCCCUUGAAAAGAAGGAGAGAUUAUUCCCGGCAGAAAAGUAUGGACUCCUCUUUGUGGUCCGUAACUUCCGCGAAGUUGAGUCAAACGUCUCUAGAGAUGCUCUACAAGAGCUUGGCCUGCUAACAAUGAAUACCGGAAGGUUCUUUAGCAACUCUGUGGAAAACUUGAAGCUUCUGGAUAAGGUAUUGCCCUUUAUCUACUAUGGGAAGCCUUCACUUAAACAUGUCACCGAUAUAUUACACAAAAGGGGUACCGUCUACGCUCAAGGAAACAAGACUAAUCUUAUAAGUAGCAACGUAGUUGUUGAAGACAAUUUCGGCAAAUUUGGUCUUUAUAGUAUCGGAGAACUCAUUGACGCAAUUUACAAUGGCUCAGAGGGCCAUGAUGAUAUGUUGAGAAUUUUGGGACCAAUAAAACUCUCAAAGUCCGACCGACUGGAACAGUUCGUCUUCCAUCCCAUUUAUCCAUAUAAAACAUUUACACACCUUCAUGCAAAUAUAUAG
Theileria equi strain WA is the source of this 711-nucleotide messenger RNA. RefSeq names its product 60S ribosomal protein L7, putative. Gene Ontology annotation, molecular function: structural constituent of ribosome; RNA binding. The record is from RefSeq and is a predicted model, not a curated record. Bases 1 to 711 code for a protein of 236 amino acids. The transcript has 5 exons. Gene Ontology annotation, biological process: maturation of LSU-rRNA from tricistronic rRNA transcript (SSU-rRNA, 5.8S rRNA, LSU-rRNA). Gene Ontology annotation, cellular component: cytosolic large ribosomal subunit. Lineage: Eukaryota; Apicomplexa; Aconoidasida; Piroplasmida; Theileriidae.